AUGAGAACUUCAGCUCUCGUCUCGGCCCUUUUCUUCUCCAGUGCCCUGGCGGCCAUCGGCAGCUACUGCAAGGACAGCAAGCACCCCGUUCUCAUUGACUUGACUCUACAGGGCAACUAUGGCACUUGCCAGAAGGUCACCAAGUGCAAGUCUCUCAACGGCUACACCAAGACCAACCUCUGUCCCAAUGACCCAGACGACGUAAAGUGCUGCUUCUAUCCGGAUUGCAACAGCAACGGCUUUUGUCAGAGGGACAGCAUAUCCUGCAGCGGCACUUACUCUACGUGA
Messenger RNA from Colletotrichum spaethianum, 288 nucleotides. RefSeq lists its product as uncharacterized. The transcript has 2 exons. The coding region runs from base 1 to 288 and encodes 95 amino acids. Lineage: Eukaryota; Fungi; Ascomycota; Sordariomycetes; Glomerellales; Glomerellaceae. The record is from RefSeq and is a predicted model, not a curated record.